Molecule: messenger RNA, 1533 nt
Organism: Tupaia belangeri chinensis (Chinese tree shrew)
Lineage: Eukaryota; Metazoa; Chordata; Mammalia; Scandentia; Tupaiidae
Gene: TMEFF1
Product: transmembrane protein with EGF like and two follistatin like domains 1
Cellular component (GO): plasma membrane
Molecular function (GO): protein binding
Source: RefSeq, a predicted model, not a curated record
GGUCUUCCUGUAGGAGCCAUGAUCAACUGUGCUAACAGCACAGGAGCCAGAAAUCCGUGCAUCAUCUCUGUGAAGAGGAUCAAGGAUAAAUAACGGCCAGGAGAAAUAGAGUGGAAAAUGCAAAACAACGAAAUUAUAAAACCUGCCAAAUACUUCUCAGAAUUGGAAAAGAGCAUCUUGCUUGCUUUAGUAGAAAAGUACAAGUAUGUGCUGGAAUGUAAAAAAAGUGAUGCACGUACUAUUGCCCUCAAACAACGUACCUGGCAAGCACUUGCCCACGAAUACAACUCUCAGCCAAGUGUGUCACUACGGGAUUUCAAACAGCUGAAGAAGUGCUGGGAGAACAUCAAGGCUCGGACCAAAAAAAUUAUGGCUCAUGAAAGGAGGGAGAAAGUGAAACGCAGUGUCAGCCCCCUUCUGAGCACCCACGUCUUAGGCAAGGAGAAGAUCGCCAACAUGCUGCCCGAGCAGCUCUACUUCCUGCAGAGUCCUCCGGAGGAAGAGCCUGAAUACCACCCCGAUUCUGCAGCCCAAGAAUUAAAUGUGAGGGAAUCUGAUGUAAGAGUUUGCGAUGAGUCAUCAUGUAAGUAUGGAGGAGUCUGUAAAGAAGAUGGAGAUGGUUUGAAGUGUGCAUGCCAAUUUCAGUGCCAUACAAAUUACAUUCCUGUCUGUGGAUCAAAUGGGGACACUUAUCAAAACGAAUGCUUCCUCAGAAGGGCUGCUUGUAAGCACCAGAAAGAGAUAACAGUAGUAGCAAGAGGACCAUGCUACUCUGAUAAUGGCUCUGGGUCUGGAGAAGGAGAAGAAGAAGGAUCAGGGGCUGAAGUUCACAGAAAACAUUCCAAGUGUGGACCUUGCAAAUACAAAGCUGAGUGUGAUGAAGAUGCGGAAAAUGUUGGGUGUGUAUGUAAUAUAGAUUGCAGUGGAUACAGUUUUAAUCCCGUGUGUGCUUCUGAUGGCAGUUCCUAUAACAAUCCUUUUGUUCGAGAAGCAUCUUGUAUAAAGCAAGAACAAAUUGAUAUAAGGCAUCUUGGUCAUUGCACAGACACAGAUGACACUAGUUUGUUGGGAAAGAAAGAUGAUGGACUUCAAUAUCGACCAGAUGUGAAAGAUGCUAGUGAUCAAAGAGAAGAUGUUUAUAUUGGAAACCAUAUGCCUUGCCCUGAGAACCUCAAUGGUUACUGCAUCCAUGGAAAAUGUGAAUUCAUCUAUUCUUCUCAGAAGGCUUCUUGUAGAUGUGAAUCUGGUUACACUGGACAGCACUGUGAAAAGACAGACUUUAGUAUUCUCUAUGUAGUGCCAAGCAGGCAGAAGCUCACUCAUGUUCUCAUUGCAGCAAUUAUUGGAGCUGUACAGAUCGCCAUUAUAGUAGCAAUUGUAAUGUGCAUAACAAGAAAAUGUCCCAAAAACAACAGAGGACGUCGACAGAAGCAAAACCUAGGUCACUUUACUUCAGAUACGUCAUCCAGAAUGGUUUAAACUGAUGACUUUUAUAUGUACACUGACCAUGUGAUAUACAUUUAUUAUGUCUUU